Messenger RNA from Scomber japonicus (chub mackerel), 3435 nucleotides. Its product is annotated as NACHT, LRR and PYD domains-containing protein 12-like. The record is from RefSeq and is a predicted model, not a curated record. The transcript has 10 exons. Lineage: Eukaryota; Metazoa; Chordata; Actinopteri; Scombriformes; Scombridae. Bases 1 to 3435 code for a protein of 1144 amino acids. Gene Ontology annotation, molecular function: protein binding.
AUGACGGAGGUGGAUCUCCUUAACCUUCUGGGAGAUUUAACCGAUGAUGAUUUUGAGAAGUUUGUGUGGGCUCUGAAGCAUGAAAAGGUGGACGACAUCCCACCCAUCCAAGAGAGCCAGCUGUCGAAGGCAAAGAGGCAGGAUGUUGUAGAUCUGAUGGUGCAUAAAUAUGAAUUUGCUGGAGCUGUGGAGGUGAUGAAGAGCGUUUUAAAGAAGAUCAACAGGACAGAUCUGGUGAAGAAGUUCUCAAACAUCCUCUCAGGAGCAGAAUUGGAUGGUAAUCUGCAGGAGGGUUUACGUAUAUGUAAGAUCAAAGUGAGGAGGACGCAUCAAAAUGUGACUGAAACAAGUGAUGAACCAGGAGGUGAAGCCCUCUUCAAUGAUAAAUACAUUGGUGUCUACAUCACAGAGGGAAAGAGUAAAGAUGUGAAUACCCAACAUGAGGUGUGGCAGCUUGAGAGAGCUUCCAAAAUGAAUACCCUCCAUGACACUCCAAUCAAAUGCCACGACAUCUUUAAACCCUUACCAAACCAAAACAAAUACAUCAGAGUCGUUCUGAUGAACGGCGUCGCUGGUGUUGGAAAAACCUUCACAGUGCGGAAGUUCACUCUGGACUGGGCAGACGGCUCCGAAAACCAAGAUAUCAGUCUGGUUGUUCCGUUUCCAUUCAGGGAGCUGAACUUGAUCAAAGAUGAGCAGUUAAGUCUGGUCAUGCUGAUCCAGGAAUGCCAUCCAACAUUACAGCUCACAGCAGAGAAGCUCGCUGUCUGUAAAGUUUUGUUCAUCUUUGACGGCCUGGAUGAAAGCAGACUUCCGCUGGAUUUCAACAACAGGAAUGCUGUGACUGAUGUCACACAGAAGACAUCAAUCAGCGUGCUGCUGACAAACCUCAUUGAGGGGAAUCUGCUUCCCUUGGCUCUCAUCUGGAUAACUUCCCGACCUGCAGCAGCCGACCAGAUCCCUCUGAAAUAUGUCGACAGGAUAUCAGAAGUACGAGGCUUCACUGACGCCCAGAAGGAGGAGUACUUCAGGAAGAGAUUCAGUGAUGAAGAGCAGUCCAGCAGAAUCAUCUCACACAUCAAGACAUCCAGGAGCCUCCACAUCAUGUGUCACAUCCCAGUCUUCUGCUGGAUCACUGCUACAGGUCUGGAGGACAUGUUGACUCCAGACCAGAGAGGAGAGCUGCCCAAGACCCUGACUGACCUGUACUCACACUUCCUGCUGGUUCAGAUAAAGAGGAAGAAGCACAAGCAUGAUGGGGGACGUCAGAUUAUUCCACAGGAGCUGACGGAGGCUGACAGGAAACUUCUUCUGAAGCUGGGGAGGCUGGCGUUUGAACAACUGGAGAAAGGAAACAUCAUGUUCUAUCAACAAGACCUGGAGCAGUGUGGUCUGAAUGCCACAGAGGCCUCAGUGUUAUGUACACAGAUCUUCAAAAAAGAGAAUGUUAGAUUCAAGAAAACAGUCUACUGCUUUGUUCAUCUGACCGUUCAGGAGUUUCUGGCUGCAGUCUACAUGUACCACUGUUACACCAGCAGGAACACAAAGGUACUGGAGGACUUCCUGGGAAGAGACUACAAACACAUCGAAAAAUCUUUCCUUGAUAAGAUUGCUGCUUUUUUCAGAAGGAGUGGUGGGCAUGGUGAUGAUGACAGAGACAAUAAACCCUACCCAUCUCUGGAUGACUUCCUGAUGGGAGCCAUGCAGAAAUCUCUCACAAGUAACAAUGGCCACCUGGACCUGUUUGUCCGCUUCCUUCAUGGCCUCUCUCUGGAGUCCAACCAGAGUGUCUUGGGAGACCUGCUGGGUCAGACAGACAACAGUCCAGAAACAAUCCAGAGAGUCAUCAACAACCUGAAGGAGAUGAAUAUUUGGCUUAUCUCUCCUGACAGAAGCAUCAACAUCUUCCACUGUCUGACAGAGAUGAACGACAGCUCAGUACAUCAGGAGAUCCAAGAGUUCCUGAAGUCAGAGAACAGAUCAGAGAAGGAACUCUCUGAGAUCCACUGCUCAGCUCUGGCCUACAUGCUGCAGAUGUCAGAGGAGGUUCUGGAUGAGUUGGACCUGAAGAAGUACAACACAACAUGGGAGGGACGACAGAGACUGAUCCCAGCUGUGAGGAACUGCAGAAAGGCUCGACUUUCUCACUGUGGACUCUCAAAAAUUCACUAUGAAGUUGUGGCCUCAGCUCUGAAGGUCAACCCCUCCCAUCUGAAAGAGCUAGACCUGAGCCACAGUGGCCUGGGGGAUUCAGAUGUGAAGCUUCUGUGUACUGGACUGGAGAGUCCAAACUGUAAACUGGAGACUCUGAGAUUGUGUUACUGCAAUUUGACAAAGAUCAGCUGCGAUUCUCUGGCCUCAGCUCUGACUUCCAACCCAUCCUCCCAUCUGAGAGAGCUGGAUCUGAGAGGAAACAAGCUGCAGGAUUCAGAUGUGGAGCUGCUGUUUGAACUUAAGGAGAGUCCACAAUGUAGUCUGGAGACUCUGAGAUUGCAUGAAUGCCGUUUGUCAGAGACCAGCCGUGCUUCUCUGGCCUCAGCUCUGAAGGACAACCCCUCCCAUCUGAGAGAUCUGACCGUGCAUAUCAACAAGCUGGAGGAUUCAGACAUGGGGCUGCUGUGUGAUUUUCUGAAGAGUCCACACAGUAGACUGAAAACUUUGAUACUGAGUGGCUGCAGUUUGUCAGAGAUCAGCUAUGCUUCUCUGGUCUCAGCUCUGAAGGACAACCCCUCCCAUCUGAGAGAUCUGGAUCUGAGUCUAAACAACCUGCAGGAUGCAGACGUGGAGCUGCUGUGUGAUUUUCUCAAGAGUCCAGACAGUAGACUGAAGAUCCUGAUAUUGAGUGGCUGCAGUCUGUCAGAGAUCAGCUGUGCUUCUCUGAUCUCAGCUCUGAGGUACAACCCCUCCCAUCUGAGACAGCUGGAUCUGGCCUACAACAACCUGAAGGAUUCAGGAUUGAAGCUACUGUGUGAUUUUCUGAAGAGUCAACACUGUAGACUGGAGUGGCUGAGAUUGAGUGGCUGCAGUUUGACAGGGAUCAGCUGUGCUUCUCUGGUCUCAGCUCUGAAGGACAACCCCUCCCAUCUGCGAUGGAUGGAUAUGAGUAACAUCAAGCUACAGGAUUCAGGAUUGAAACUGCUGUGUGGUUUUCUGAAGAGUCCACACUGUAGACUGGAGACUCUGUGGUUGAUUGGCUGCAGUUUGUCAAGGAUCAGCUGUGAUCAUCUGGACUCAGCUCUGAAGUCCAACCCCUCCCAUCUGAGAGACCUGGAUCUGAGUAACAACAACCUGAAGGAUUCAGACAUGAACCUGCUUUAUGCUCUUAAGGAGAGUCCACGCUGCAGACUGGAGUAUCUCAGCACAGAGCCAGUGGCAUCGCAGCUGAGCUCAGAUUAUUACCACAGAGCUCGAGAGCCUGUUGUCUGCAGCAAAUGA